Molecule: messenger RNA, 1859 nt
Organism: Cuscuta campestris
Lineage: Eukaryota; Viridiplantae; Streptophyta; Magnoliopsida; Solanales; Convolvulaceae
Source: the annotation of a GenBank genome assembly
AAUCAAACAAGAUCACACAUGACUAUAUUUAGGCUUACACAUUGAGAGAAUUUGAUGAGUCAAAAUGCUUAGAUGAAUAGUUCCAAAAGUCAAAAGUGAACGAAUAUAGUGGGACUGAGGGAGUAUUUUUUUCAAAAGGUGAGCCUGAAAAUUCAAAGUGACAGUACAUUAUACUCCGUAUAUAGUCAGCUGGUAGGAGAGCAGGCAAUCCUUGAUCUCCAUUCCUUGUCCUUUACUUGGAAUGAGAUUCGGAUUCAGCAAUAAUAAUACUCCCCCUUUCAAAAUGGGCAGAGCUCUGUUCUUCUCCUUCUUCUUCUUCUUCUCCCUCUUCUCAUUCCAUCAAACCAGCAGCAGCCCAGCAGAUGAAGAGGCAAUAAUAAAAGAAAAACAGUACUGCAAUAUUUUCAGAGGACAAUGGGUCAAAGAUCCCUCUUACCCUCUCUAUGAUUUCUCAAAGUGCCCCUUCAUAGACAAUGAGUUCAAUUGCAAGAAGUACGGGCGCCCCGAUUCCGACUACCUCAAGUACCGGUGGCAGCCAUCUUCUUGUAACCUUCAAAGGUUCAACGGGCGGGCGUUCUUGAAGAAGAACAGGGGGAAGAAGAUUAUGUUCGUUGGCGACUCACUGAGUUUGAACAUGUGGGAAUCGUUGGGAUGCUUGGUUCAUUCAUCCGCCGGUGAAAGUGGCGCCCUCUACCAAUAUACGUACAUAAAUGGCAUCAAAAACAUUACUUUCUCGAACUACAAUGUUCAAUUGGUGAUGUAUCGCACACCACUCCUGGUUGACAUGGUCAAGACCAAGACAGGCCACACCGUUCUUGUGUUGGACUCCAUGACCAAUGGCAGUAGAGCAUGGAGAAGAAUGGACGUCUUGAUUUUCAACUCAUGGCAUUGGUGGACUCACACCAAGUCCUCCCAACCGUGGGAUUACAUGCAACUAAGAGGAAAGUUGUACAAAGACAUGAACCGCGUGGUUGCGUUCUACCACGGGAUGACGACCUGGGCUAGAUGGGUCAAUCGCCACGUCCGUGGUCCAUCCAAACCCAAGGUCUUCUUCCAAGGGAUUUCCCCUUCCCACUAUGAUGGGAGUGAAUGGGGUAAGCCAUCAAAGUCGUGCGAAGGGGAGGUCGAACCCACUCUUUAUAAUGAGCAGACUUACCUAUCGGAUAUCUCAUCGGAGGCCUUGAUGGUGAUGCAAAGAGUAUUCAAGAGGCUAAAGAAGCCAGUUUAUCUCCUCGACAUCACGGAUCUAUCGCAAGACAGAAAGGACGCUCAUCCAACCACUUAUAGCGACCAUGGCACCAUGGAUUGCAGCCAUUGGUGCCUCCCUGGCUUGCCAGAUACUUGGAACCUUCUACUUUACAAUGCCCUCCUUUGAUCAUUAAUUAAUUUCACUACGGCAUCUUGGGAUCCGCUAAUUAUUACUAUAUUAUACUCACUCCGUUUGAAGAAACAACUUCACCUCCAUCUUUUGCGCAUCCCACAAAAAAAUUUCUUCACCUAAAAUGUCUAAAAUACACUUUAUUUCUUUUUUAUUACGGUCAAAAAUUAUUUUGGGAGUAUUUUAGACAUUUUAGGUAGAGUAUAAGUGUUUUGUGGGAUGUACAAAAAAUAGAUAUGAAACUAUUUUUCAAACAAAGGUGAGUAUAUAAUAUGAUGAUAGAGAACUCAUCUACACCCAUUUGUUAGUGUAGGUAUUUGUUUUCCUGGUGAAUAACAGGGACGCCCCCAGAUCACCCUACUCUUGUAUAGUGAUGGUUGUUGCUUCCCGCUAUAUAUUGGUCUUGAGUUUCAUUGAUUUUAAGUACAUUACUAUAAAACAUUUUUAUGAGUGUAAUUUUAUUCCCCAUUAAUUUACGAUU